AUGAGCAAAGUCCAGGGCGGCAUGAAAUGUGUCAAGUAUCUGCUCUUCGUCUUCAAUUUCAUCUUUUGGCUGUCGGGCCUCCUGGUGCUGGCGGUGGGACUCUGGCUCAGGUUUGACCCGGGGACGGUGGAGCUACUCACCGGAGAUGGCGCCCCAGACACCUUCUUUAUAGCGGUGUACAUUCUUCUGGGGGCCGGCGGUCUCAUGAUGGUGGUUGGAUUCUUUGGAUGUUUUGGAGCUUUGCGGGAGUCGCAGUGUCUUCUUGCUUCGUUUUUCGCCUGCCUUCUGAUCAUCUUUGGAGCCGAGAUCGCAGCCGGAGUGUUCGGUUUCAUGAACAAAGAACAGAUUGUGGAGGAGGUUCAGAAGUUUUACAGCAGCUCCGUCACUGACAACAACAACGUGAACGGCACCGCGAUAGCAAAGAUUUACCACAAAACGCUGGACUGCUGCGGCGGCUCCACACCUGAUCCAGCUCUGUGUCCGGAAGAAGAGGCCGACAAAAAGGAUUGUCUCACUGCCAUUUCGGAUUUUCUCAAUACAAAGCUACACGUUAUUGGCUACAUAGGCAUCGGCAUCGCUGGAGUGAUGAUGAUUGGCAUGAUCUUCAGCAUGGUCCUGUGCUGUGCCAUCCGGAACAGCAGGGAGGUCAUAUAA
Knipowitschia caucasica is the source of this 654-nucleotide messenger RNA. Lineage: Eukaryota; Metazoa; Chordata; Actinopteri; Gobiiformes; Gobiidae. The record is from the annotation of a GenBank genome assembly.